UGGGCCACUGCCGUGCCCGUACGUGUGAUGCUUGGUACCCUUGGGCCUUUGUUCACCUCCGACGACGCCGCUUCCAGCUUCGGGCACGGUUUCACGAGCGCGCCGCCGCAAGGCAGCCCCUCCCUCCGCCUGCCCAGCGAGCGGCAGCCCCUCCCUCCGCCUGCCCUCGCACUGGGAGUGGGACUCCCUCUGCCGCUCCGCCCGUAGCGUCCGCCGGCCAGAUCCUCCACGCAGCAACGCUUCUAGUCUUCGGACGGCUCGCAAGGGCCCGCUGGCGGAAGCUGCUGCUAAUCCAGGACCCCUCGUCUCUACGCCUCAGACAUCGACUGGAGCUCUGCAGAAAGGAAGCAUACUGUCUCCAUGGUUCACUUCAAGAACAGGUACAUGGUGAUGGAGGUCUUCAUGGUCGCAGGCAGAGGUGAAUGUGACCCUGUCAUCCUCACCCAGUUCAAUAUAACCAAAGUGAUCAAAGACAGCAUUCAGCUCAACUUUGGGGAGUGUGGCCUAGCUGCAUCUCUCGGGUCAUUGCAAGUGAAGUAUGUUAAUCCUGUAACAAAGAUUUGCAUAAUCCGAGUGUCACGUGAAGACCACCAGAAAGUAUGGGCUGCUAUUACAAUGGUGAGGAGCAUUGGGAAGAUUCCUGCAUCGUUCAACCUGUUGGAUGUGAGUGGAACCAUCAGGGCAUGUAAGAAGGCUGCAUUGGAGUGCGACGAAGCAAAGUUUGAGCAGCACAAGCUGGCUGCCGGUGACCGUAUCACGCCGGAGAUCAUCCAGUCCAUGCAGAGCUGCUUUGAACAAAUUAGAAGGCUUGAGAGCUAAUGGACAGUUCUAUUUUUUAUUUAUUUCCUUUCCUGUUUUAGUUUUGCUCUCUAGUCUCUAGAUGAAAGGAACGAAUGAAAUAGCACAUUCACUUCGGUGUAGUUUUGUUCUUGCACAUGUUCUGAUGUGCUGUUGAUCGUUGCCCUGGAUCUAUUGUUAUGGCACUGAUCUGAUGCACUUAAGCCAUUGAGCCAA
Messenger RNA from Phragmites australis (common reed), 1014 nucleotides. Its product is annotated as probable ribonuclease P/MRP protein subunit POP5. Gene Ontology annotation, cellular component: ribonuclease P complex. The record is from RefSeq and is a predicted model, not a curated record. NCBI's taxonomy places the organism in Eukaryota, Viridiplantae, Streptophyta, Magnoliopsida, Poales, Poaceae. The coding region runs from base 361 to 819 and encodes 152 amino acids. The transcript has 4 exons. Gene Ontology annotation, biological process: tRNA 5'-leader removal.